Messenger RNA from Alligator mississippiensis (American alligator), 3757 nucleotides. RefSeq names its product F-box protein 8 (gene FBXO8). Gene Ontology annotation, biological process: regulation of ARF protein signal transduction. Gene Ontology annotation, molecular function: protein binding; guanyl-nucleotide exchange factor activity. The record is from RefSeq and is a predicted model, not a curated record. Bases 97 to 1056 code for a protein of 319 amino acids. Lineage: Eukaryota; Metazoa; Chordata; Crocodylia; Alligatoridae. The transcript is spliced from 6 exons.
UCGAGCUUGUUCCCACCCGGCGAGGCUCCCGCCCCGACUCGGACCCGACUCGUCGCGGCGGCGGUUGGGAUUGGAGCUUGCACAGCAGGCUCGCAGAUGGGUCAGGGGCUGUGGAGAGUUGCUAGGAACCAGCAGCUGCAACAUCAAGGAUACAGCGGACAAAGCUAUCUCUCCAGAGAGCAUGGUAGACGAAUCACUACUAACAGUAUUUCCAAUGCAAGUCAUCGCAAACAAGCCCAAGGAGGCAUUGAUAUCUACCAUCUGUUGAAAACAAGAAAAUCCAAAGAACAAGAAGGAUUCAUUAACCUGGAAAUGUUGCCCCCUGAGCUUAGUUUUACCAUUUUGUCAUACCUGAAUGCAACUGACCUCUGCCUGGCUUCUUGUGUCUGGCAGGAUCUUGCUAAUGAUGAGCUUCUCUGGCAAGGGUUGUGCAAAUCCACUUGGGGUCACUGUUCUAUAUACAAUAAGAAUCCACCUCUAGGAUUUUCUUUUAGAAAAUUGUAUAUGCAGCUAGAUGAAGGCAGUCUCACCUUUAAUGCCAACCCUCAUGAGGGAGUCAACUACUUUAUGUCCAAAGGUAUACUGGAUGACUCAUCAAAGGAAAUAGCCAAGUUUAUCUUCUGUACAAGGACACUAAAUUGGAAGAAACUGAGAAUCUAUCUUGAUGGAAGGCGAGAUGUUUUGGAUGACCUUGUGACACUGCACAACUUCAGAAAUCAGUUCUUGCCAAAUGCACUGAGAGAGUUUUUCAGGCACAUUCAUGCCCCCGAGGAGCGUGGUGAAUACCUUGAGACUCUCAUAACAAAGUUCUCACACAGAUUCUGUGCUUGUAACCCUGAUUUGAUGAGAGAGCUUGGCCUUAGCCCUGAUGCAGUGUACGUACUAUGCUACUCUUUGAUUCUGCUUUCCAUUGAUCUUACCAGUCCUCAUGUGAAGAACAAAAUGUCAAAGAGAGAAUUCAUCCGAAAUACAAGACGUGCAGCUCAGAACAUCAGUGAAGAUUUUGUAGGGCACCUUUAUGACAACAUCUACCUUAUUGGCCAUGUGGCUGCCUAAAAGCACAAUUUGCUAAGACUUAGACUUUGUAGUUUAAAAAACUAAAUCAAUCCAAGGAAUUAAUUAUUUUGUAGAUAUGGGGGUUAUAUUAGUGCUGGUCAUUCUAACCUCUGUAUACAAUCAAAAUGUGAGUGUGUGCGUGUCUUACCUUUUUUUAGCAAUUGAACCAUGGGAUCCAAAAGAUUUGGGGAAUUUUUUUCCAUAACUUUGCUUAUGUUUUGCACAAAGCAGUUCCAUUAGUUUGACAUUAUACUGACGUACCAUUUAUGAAUGUUAAACUGACAUUACACUUUUAAGCUGACAGUGAUGGAUUUGUGCAUUAGAUUUGCUUGAAAAUUUUAACCAGUUCCAUAAUUUUUUUAAAAUACUAUGUAAUGUGUACAUAUUUAACUAAAGAGAUUUAUAAUCAUAAUUAUUUUAUUGUAAAAUAUUUUAACUAAAGGUUUUUCUUUUCACUCUUAAAAAAUAGUGUUGUAUACUUUUCCUUAUACAUUUCAUAUGUUGCUCCUGUUUCCAUCACACUGGUUUUCUCAACGGUAAGAUAAAGAAAAGUUAGUCUGAAUAAGUGUUUGUUCCAGGACAUAAGCAGUUGUGGAGUGUCCAGACUAUCAGUUAGUGUUGUAUUUGUUUACUUGAAUUAAUUGACAAUUAUUAUAAAUUUAAGUUAAAACAGGAUUGAACACUUUUGUGUAGACAAACCCUAAGGCUUUACAUAAAGGUAGAUAAGAAAAAUGGUGUUUUUUAAUACUGAGUUGGCUAACAUGGAUUGUUAACAUUCUGUACCAUGUAAGUUAGGUACAUUUGCAGUUGUGUUUCUUAAUUAUAACUUACUACUGGGGUGGCCAGCCUGUGGCAUGGGCAACCUCUGCAUAUAGCAUAUGGCAGAUGAGACAUAAGACAGGCAGCACAGCAGCAGAAAGGAAAGCAGCAGAUCAGGCAGGGGGCACAUGGCAGGGCAGCAGGUCAGGCAGAAGAAGGGGAUCAGAGUGGCACUCUCUUCAAAAGAGUUAGCUCCCACUUACUUAGGUUAUGUCUGGAUUGCAAAAAGGUGCUUAGAAGUUAGUUAAACACAUCAUUGUUGUCCUCAAACUCCACUCCUCCCAUCUAACUACAAUGCAGGGGACCCUGGGUUAAAUACAGCUACGUUAUAAUAUGUUACUAUUACAUAAGGUCUGGCCAUUCAGAUUCAUGGUGAGACUCUGCAAAUUGAAUAUUUCCUGUCCCUCAGAAGCAGUCUCUCUCAGAACGCUAAUAUCAAUGAAGAAAUCCAACAUCAGCUCAAAUGUGUAAGUGCAGCCUUUGGACGCCAGAGGAAACAGGUAUUCAAAGGUUGCAGCAUCAGAUCCAAAACCAAGCUCAUGGUUUAUCAAGCAAUUGUGAUCCCCAGCUUACUGUACGGAGCUGAGGUGUUGACAACAUACAGGAGAUGCCUUAAGUGGUUGCAGAAGCAUCAUCAAUUCUGUUUGUGAAAGAUCCUUUGAAUCCAGUGAAAAAGACACACCAACAUUAACAUCCUCUCGCAAGCCAACACCGCAGGCACUGAGGUGAUGAUCAUCCUACAGCUUCACUGGGCCAGCCACAUUAUCCGGAUGUCCAAUUUCAGACUCCUGAAGCAAGUCUUAUUCUCCCAACUCAGUCAAGGCAUACACUCAAGAGGAAAGUAGAGAAAGUGCUUCAAAAACAUCCUCAAGGCCAACUUGGAAAAAAAUACAGCAUUGACACCAGCUCAUUGGAGAAUGUCACCCAGGACUGCCCCAAAUGGAGGAAGUCUGCUGCAAUGAUCAGUACUUUGAAACCUUAUGGUGACAAUAGGAGACAGAAAAGCAGGAGCAGCAGAAACAGCAUGUCACAGACCAAAUAAAAAAUCCAGAGCCAUAUACCCUGCAUAGAAGCACGUGGCUGAGUUGCAGCAGAGUCUUUCGAUCCCAGAUUGGCCUCAUCAGCCAUCUUUGAACUCGCAGAUAAGACAACCAUGGAAAAUAAUCAUCCUCAACUGCAAAGAAUACAUAAGGUGGCUAGAGAUGUUUCAAACUAUCCUAGCUAAUGCAGUUUUAAAAAGCAUCUUCUUUGUCUAUUUUUAUGUAGAUAGAUUUUAUGUAGAUAGAUUUUAAAUGGUUCUAAACUGAGGAAAAUAAUUAAAAGAGUUGAAAGAGUCUUAAUCAUGUAGUAUUCUAGCAGUUUAGGAAUGGAAUUUUACCUGUGCAAUUUACAUUACAAUGAAUGAGGAACAGUCUUUUAGCCAAGUAGCAUACAACUUAGUGCUUCUCCCUAUUAUUCAGUAGGCUCCCUUGAAAAUAAGAACAUGAUCCUGAAUUUCAUGUUUGUUUAUUUAUAAUCUAAAUACAUCACACUCACUAAUUAAUUUAUCUUCGUGUUCCUUGUGUGAUAGAAAACAAUUUUUAUUUCAGUUUUAUUAGAAGGGGAUUAGGAAGUCUACUGCAGAAUGAGGAUCUGAACACAGGUCUUCCAUAGUCUUAGUGCCUUAACCACACUGCCAUUUUUCUUACUUUCUAUGCAUGAGAUUUAUUACACCUGAAUAGAAAGACCAGGAGAAAAUGAGCCCAAGAUAAAGAUGAUUGGCACCAGUUGACUUCUGUUUUAUGCACUUUAAUGAAAUCAUCAUUAGGAAGGAGAAUGAUAACAUUUUUAAUUCAUAGUCCUUCUAAAGGUUACAUAAAAUAAAGAUAAGAUAUUGCUAUUA